CUCAUGCUGCACGCAGCAACCUAGCCUUACCCAUACAGCCUGAAACAAACUCUCAAGAGACCUGACAAGUGGUUUCCUUACAAGUUCAGGCAACAGCAAGGCAAACUGCAGAGCGCACAUAACGGAACAGGGUCAUAACAGCUAUUCAAACUUUCUUCAAACACUUUAGCCAUGGAGGUUCUUGAAGUCCCCAGCCUACAGCCAGGUGCUCCUGAGCAGCACAAGACCCUCACUGAGAUCUCAGACGAUGAGCUCAACCUCCCUCCCUCUGAUGAAGAAGACGAGGCUUCUGCAGACGUCAAGGCCAAAGAAGGUGCUGAGAAAGAGCAGGCUGACGAUGAAGGCAAAGGCAACAUACAGAUGAACGGUGUGAUGAUUCUGGCUUUGCUGGACAAGAUCAUCGGAAGGGUAGACCAGAUCCAGCAGACGCAGGCUGGUCUUGAGGUCCGGCAGCACGACAUGGAGCGCUCGGUCACCGGGAUCGAGGGCGAGCUGACCAAGCUGUCCAAGAGUCACACUACCACAGCUAACUCUGUGAACAAGAUGCUGGAAAAAGUUCGCAAGGUCAGCGUGAACGUGAAGACGGUGCGCAGUAACCUGGAGAAGCAGGGCGGGCAGAUCAGACGGCUGGAGAGCAACGAGGCUGAGCUUCUCAAGAGGAGAAACUUCAAAGUCAUGAUUUACCAGGACGAGGUAAAACUUCCUUCCAAAACCACAGUCGCCAAAUCUUUGAAAGUUUCCCAGGCCGCAGAGGGCGAGGGUGAACUGGAGCUUAGAUCAGCUGUAGAGGAGGGAGAAGAUGGAGAAGAGAAGGCUAACGUGAACCUGUCCUCUGACGAAGAAGAGGUAGAGGUUGAAGAGACCAUUGAGGAGACCCGGGCGGAACGUAUCAAACGCAGCAGCCUCCAGCGGGUCCAGAACAUAAAAACAGUCUUCUCCAAGCAAAAGAUGGAGAAAACCAAGCAGAAGACAAAAGAAAACCUUGAGAAGACCAAGCAGAAGACCAAAGAGAACCUGGAGAAGACUCGCAUGAAGACCAAAGAGAACCUGGAAAAGACCAAGCAAAAGACCAAGGAGAACUUGGAGAAGACUAGGCAGAAAACGCGUGAGAAUCUGGAAAAAACACGCCACAACAUCGAAAAGAAAAUGGGCAAGCUGAGCACUCGCAUGGCAGUCGAUCCUGAGCGGAAGGAGAAGCUGAAAAGCUCUCAGAAGAAGAUGGUGAAGUCUUUCACACCUGACCAUACCGUUUACGCCAGGUCUAAAACUGCUGUGUACAAGGUGCCGCCGUUCACCUUCCAUGUGAAGAAAAUUCGUGAGGGGGAGGUAGAGAUCGUAGGCACCGAGAUGGUUGAGGUAGGUGGGGAGACAAAGGAUGAGGAGAAUGUAGUGAUGAACGGAGAGGAGGAAGAAGAGAUGGAGGAAGGAGAGAUGGGAGAGAUGGAGGAUAGUGCUGAGAUGCUGGAGACAGGAGAUGAUUCAGAGCUGGUGUAUGUUGAACAGGAUCAGGAUAGAGACAGUGACUAGACAAGUGUGUGUGUGAGUAUACGUGUGUGUGUGUGUGUUGCAAUUAUGGCUAAGAAAGCUGAAGAAUAGACAUAUCCUUAUGGAUUUAUAAAUGCUCAUACAUAGACAGUGCUAAUUAUUACCUGACCAAUGAAAUUGCACAAGAUUCGGUGGUGAAUAGUGCUCAUUGCUUCAACUGUCCAAAAUUUAAUGGAAUUUGUGUCAAAAAGUGAUUGACAGUUCUAGGAAGCAGAAUAUAUUAAACAAACAACAAAGUGUUUGUUGAAUUUUAGCAUUUUAUUUUAAUUCAUUUACU
Messenger RNA from Trichomycterus rosablanca, 1822 nucleotides. It is a transcript of the gene cavin1b, whose product is annotated as caveolae associated protein 1b. The transcript has 2 exons. Gene Ontology annotation, cellular component: cytoplasm; caveola. Gene Ontology annotation, molecular function: rRNA primary transcript binding. The record is from RefSeq and is a predicted model, not a curated record. Gene Ontology annotation, biological process: transcription initiation at RNA polymerase I promoter; termination of RNA polymerase I transcription. Lineage: Eukaryota; Metazoa; Chordata; Actinopteri; Siluriformes; Trichomycteridae. Bases 172 to 1527 code for a protein of 451 amino acids.